UUACCGCUAGAGGUGGCAGAUACCAAGGAGCAGCAAAUCGAUGGGAUAUCGUUGCGAGUUACCGUUACAGUGAUUUUUUCGUUUUCGAUUGAUUGUACAGGUUUUACCUUACCAUUAGUUCUAAACUUCGCAUAGUAUAAGCUCUUUAGUCGCCAAUUUAGACUGACAUAAUGCAGAUCGCAGAUUAGUGCUUAAAACAGAGUACGGUUUCCUAAUACUGCCUAAUAAGUAUUGUGUCCUGCCUUGCAUUGCACAGCGAGUUCUUGGCAGCCAGUAAUCCCUACCGUUCAUAUGGCACCACCAUCAAAGCAGCGCACGGACAGUGUCUCCUCUUCGGGAUCUGAGAGUGGAUCGCGGCGUAAGCGUCAAGACAGUCCUCCGCCUAAACCUAAAGAUGCCAAAGAGAAAGAGAAAGAUAAGCCCAUCCUGCCCGCGACCAAACGCGGACGCAGUCGUUCUGCAUCUUCCAGUGGCAGUUCGCGUUCCAGUUCGUCGGGUUCAUCUGGUUCCAGCAGUGGCAGUGACGGAUCGGGCUCGGAUUCUAGUUCGAGCAGCAGUGGCUCGGAAAGCGAUACCGAAGGCAGCGGCUCAGUAUCGCCUCAUGCGAAGGCAGCGCGCGAUGCACAGGCAGCCGGAGGGGAUGGCGUGAAAGCGGACAAGGAGCGCAAAGAGAGGAGAUCGGGGUCGCCACGCAGCAAGCCAAAGGGAAAAUCUCCAUCGCCGUCCUUGCAGAAGGAUCGCCAAGCCGCACAACCAGAAGUCACAUCUCCCACGCAGCCUGCUCGCCUCUUUGUUAGCCGCUUGACCCUCAACGUGACCAAAGACCACGUCGUAGAAAUAUUCGGCAAAUUUGGUAAGCUAAAGAAUGUGGAUAUGCCCAUGGAUCGCGAUCAUCCUACCCUGCACAUCAAAAUAGCCUACGUCGAGUACGAAAGCCUUGGAGAUGCCAAACAGGCGCUGCACUACAUGAACGGCGGACAGAUUGAUGGUCAGAGUAUUGAUGUUCAGUUUGCGGAUGAAUUUGAGCGCCGAGGUGGCGUCGGGAUGAGACGUUUCGGUGGGGGUGGACGAAAUCGAUCAGGCGGCUAUGGAGGAUUCGGUGGAGGUCGCAUUGGGCGGCGUAGUCCUCCGGGAGGCAAGGGUCGCUCGCGCAGUCCCGCUGGCCGCUACAAUGAUCGGCGUCGGUCGCGAAGCAAUUCCCCCCGUGCGCGUCGCUGACUCUUUUUCCGUUUUCUCAUGGAUAAGUCUUUGUACCAUAAAAUGAAGUGGAUGUGUCGUUUUGUUUCAUUAAUUUUUAUUGUGCGUUGUAUUUGCUGUAUUAUCUCUGCACUGCAGUUUUUGGCUUGAUGUGUUUUGAAUCGGAACAUUACUUAACUGACUGGUCUCUG
This is a messenger RNA of Paramacrobiotus metropolitanus, 1388 nucleotides long. RefSeq names its product RNA-binding protein with serine-rich domain 1-like. Gene Ontology annotation, molecular function: RNA binding. Gene Ontology annotation, biological process: mRNA splicing, via spliceosome. Gene Ontology annotation, cellular component: nucleoplasm; cytoplasm; ASAP complex. The coding region runs from base 292 to 1218 and encodes 308 amino acids. The transcript is spliced from 3 exons. NCBI's taxonomy places the organism in Eukaryota, Metazoa, Tardigrada, Eutardigrada, Parachela, Macrobiotidae. The record is from RefSeq and is a predicted model, not a curated record.